AUGUCCCCUUUGAUUUUUGUGAUUUAUAUGGAGUAUCUUUCUAGAUUACUAAAGGUUGCUGGGGAUCAUGAGAAAUUCAAAUUUCACCCAAGAUGCAAUAGACUCAAACUAAAACAUUUGUGCUUUGCGGAUGAUUUAAUGAUAUUUUGUCGGAGAGACUUGGCAUCUGUUAGAAUUCUAUUAGAUAAAUUAGAGGUUUUUGCGAACUCCUCUGGUUUGGUAGCCAACUCCUCAAAAUCUGACAUGUAUCUUGCAGGUAUCCCUACUUCAUUGAAACAAUGUAUAGUGGAAUCUUGUAAUAUUCCUUUGGGUUCUAUGCCUUUUCGUUAUCUGGGGGUUCCGUUCUCUUCCAAACGUAUCCCUGCAGUGAAUGCAAUUUGUAGAGCAUAUCUAUGGCAUGGGAAAACUGAUUCUGAUACCCCUAGAAAUAUGAAUUGA
Molecule: messenger RNA, 438 nt
Organism: Amaranthus tricolor (Joseph's coat)
Lineage: Eukaryota; Viridiplantae; Streptophyta; Magnoliopsida; Caryophyllales; Amaranthaceae
Exons: 2
Coding region: 1-438 (145 amino acids)
Source: RefSeq, a predicted model, not a curated record